Messenger RNA from Necator americanus (New World hookworm), 762 nucleotides. RefSeq lists its product as uncharacterized. The coding region runs from base 1 to 762 and encodes 253 amino acids. The transcript has 9 exons. The record is from RefSeq and is a predicted model, not a curated record. NCBI's taxonomy places the organism in Eukaryota, Metazoa, Nematoda, Chromadorea, Rhabditida, Ancylostomatidae.
AUGUUCUAUCUAGCAUGUUGGUGGCCCGAUAGAAGCUCAUUCUGUUUGCUUUGCUGUACGGUGCUAUUCCUCAUAGAGUGUGUGCAGACGCAAGGAGACGCCAUAAGUAUCCAUUUGCUGGACGCGAAAAACAAGAUUGUCCUCAUCGUGACAGUGUACACAAAGGAAAAACUAGUAAUUCUGUAUGAAAUGCUGAAAGAAAGAAAUACUCGAUUUAGUUGUUUGACUUACGAAGGAUUUUUCCUUAACUCGAGCCAUACAUUUGAGGACUAUCGAAUUGAGAAGAAUAUUGAGAUAUUCAAAGUCGAAACUAAAACUUGUGAACAUCCGCUCAUACCAGAUGAGUAUCUUCGUAUAAGGUAUAAAGGUGUAACAACUUCAGCAGAAAUCCCAUUGUACCCUUCAGAAGCAGCUUUUGCACAAAAGAUUCUGUGGAUUGUUCUUCUAAUAGUGACUAUUGCUAUUGCAUCAUCAGCAACAUACUACAUGUAUGUGACAAGGAGAGGACGGCAAAUCGAGGAAGAGAAAAAAGAAAUCAGAGAAGGAAGAAGAAAGACAUCCUCGACUUCAUCUACAAGAAGUUUGUCAAGCAGAAGAGCACUGGCAAACGUUCUGCCGCCACCUGUCGACGUCCCUGAAGUCAUUAUUGUUGAACCCGAUAUUGCAAAGAUAGAGAGUGAGGAAGAAGUAUCAGAUACUGGUACAUCAUCAAGUGAAGCAAGGAAAAUCAGGAAAAUACCAACAGAUGUAAAUGUGGCAUAG